Molecule: messenger RNA, 2609 nt
Organism: Dromiciops gliroides (monito del monte)
Lineage: Eukaryota; Metazoa; Chordata; Mammalia; Microbiotheria; Microbiotheriidae
Gene: ZNF446
Product: zinc finger protein 446
Exons: 9
Coding region: 614-2386 (590 amino acids)
Biological process (GO): regulation of transcription by RNA polymerase II
Molecular function (GO): RNA polymerase II cis-regulatory region sequence-specific DNA binding; DNA-binding transcription factor activity, RNA polymerase II-specific
Source: RefSeq, a predicted model, not a curated record
CGUGCGCAGUGGGAGCUCGCUCCAUCAAGGCCGGAGGCAUCUGGAGGAAACCGAGGCCGCCGAGCUGCUUGUGGUGGACUCCAUGUCUCUGGGAGCCCCCCCCAGAGGCCUCCCGCAGGCUCCUGCCCAUAAGAACCUGGACCUUGGACAGUGCUCCCCUUCCCUCCAGGGCAACCCUCUCUUCCCUGGUGGUCCUGUCUCCUCCCUGCUCCUGUCCCUUUGAGGCCAGCCCCUGAGGUCCAGCUCCAGACCUGGCCCUGGCCUUGUGUCCUCCAUCCUGAGCCCUCCCCUCACCCGAACUGCCUGCCAACACCCCAGUCCCAUCCUUAAUAGCCCUGCUGCUCCUCCAGCCAUUGUCCAGAGCUCUCCUGCAGGGAGCCAGCCGCAUCUGUGGCUUGGCCUCCUCUCUUGUCACCAGCGUCCUCCGGGGCUCCGUGAAGACGUCCAGCCUCGGGAAGGGCACCUGGCCUUCUUCACCCCCCACCUCAGUCACCUGCCCUAUCGCUCCUUCCCUUUCUGCUCCCACUGUGACCCCCUGGGGUCUUGGUAUAUAUGGGAAGCCCUUCGAUUGGCCACACGCUCAUCUCCCCCCUGCCCCUCUUGCACAAAGCAGAUGAAGGGGCUGCCACCUGCAGCCCCAGACCCUGGCACGAGGUGCACUCAGGCAAGCCCCAGCCUCCAGUCUUCUCUGAGAACCCAGUGCGAGCGUCCUCCAGAGAGAGAGCCCAGAGCCCUGACGCUCAGGGGCCCCUGCCGAGCGGAGCCCCCGGAGAGCCUGACGAUGCCAGCCCCCCUGGGCCUCCAGCAGGUGGAGGAGGAGGCGGCCUGGGGCCAGGCCUGCCCCCCGCAGGGCGACCCUGACCCCACUGAGGCCUCACGCCAGCGAUUCCGGAGGUUCCGCUACCAGGAGGCAGCCGGGCCCCGGGAGGCCCUGAGCCGACUUCGGGAGCUCUGUGUCCUCUGGCUCCGGCCAGAGGUCAGCCCCAAAGAGCACAUCUUGGAGCUGCUGGUGCUGGAGCAAUUCCUGAGCAUCCUGCCCAUGGAGAUCCAGACCUGGGUGCGCACCCAGGGGCCUCAGAGCCCUGAUGAGGUGGUGGCCCUAGUGGAAGGCCUGCAGAGGAGCCCCGCGCGGCUGAUGCAGUGGAUCAUGGGUCACAUUCUGAGACAGGAAGGGCUUUCUGCCAGGAUCGAGCCCCGGGGCAUCCAGCCAGGAGCCAGGAACCUUCAGGGCAAAGGCCAGAAGGAGGAGGAGCCCCUGCUGAGGCCUCAGCCGGACACCCAAGAAGAGGCGGGCCAGGAUGUCAAGGAAGAGCCCAAUGGACCUCAGGAGACGGCCCCACCUACUCCCCACAUCCCCACUCACCCUCCGGAGGGGAAUGGCCACCACCCAGAGACGUCAGCCCCUUUCCUGCCCUCAGGAUGCCAGGAGCAGUGGGGUCUGUUGGAUGCCUCCCAGAGAGAGCUCUACUGGGACGUCAUGCUAGAGAAAUACGGCAGCGUGGUCUCCCUGGGAAUGCCCGCCCCCAAACCAGACGCCAAGGCCCUGAUGGAGCAUGGGGAGGAGCCCUGGGGACCCAGUCCGUGCGCAGCAGCUGAGGACAAGGCGCGGCCCAGAGGCAUCUGUCCGCCAGGAGGCAGGAGGCAGAACCACAAGGAAGAAGACCUUUCCAGGGACGCCGCCAGGCCCCAGGCCUCUCGGCAGCCCCCAUCCCGACCACCCCAGGGAGAUGGGCCGCGUCCGGCUCCCGGGAGAGGGCUUUCGACUUCGGCGGAGCCAGGAAGCCCUGGAAGGAAGAGAAAGGCCCCCUCGGUGGCCUGGGGAGGCCCUCCGGGCCGCGCCGCCCGCGGAGGCCUCCUCUCUGGGGGCGUGGCUCCGCCGGCUCCCGCCGAUCAGGCCUCCCCGUGGAUGGAGAGGGACCGCGGCUGCUUUGCGCAGGGCCCGCUGAACGCCCUUCCGGCCGCCAGGGCGAAGCCCUACGUCUGUGACGAGUGUGGCAAAGGCUUUGACUGGAAGUCUGUGUUCGUCAUUCACCAGAGAUCCCACACGGGCCCGGCCGCCGGUGAGCUCGAGGAACCGACGGAGCCCCGGGACCCCAGGGCCAAGGCCCGGGCGGGGCCCGGAGAGAAGCCCUACCGCUGCAGCGAGUGUGGGAAAGGCUUCCGGGAGCUGGCCACUCUGCGCAAUCACCGCCGGAGCCACACGGGCGAGAAGAGCUACCAGUGCCAAGAGUGCGGGAAGUGCUUCAACUGGAAGUCCCAGCUGGUCAUCCACAAGAAGGCCCACCUGGGCGAGAAGCAGCACACCUGCGUGGAGUGUGGGGAGAGCUUCGACUGGAAGUCCCAGCUGGUCAUCCACAAGAAGGCCCACAGGAGGGACGCUCUGUAGGCAGGACCCUCCUGCCCAGGGCUCUGGGGCUCCUUGGAGGGCCGAGCCCAGAUCUCUGAACUGGCCACUCAGGGCAGGGCAACUGGAGGGGUCCUUUGACCUUCCUCAGCCAUAGUGCCCUAGGGGAGGAGGGGGCCUGCCGUCCCUUCCCAGACCUCACCGAACCCUGCCCCCAUCCAGAGACACUAGUCUAGGCAAUAAACUCUAUUAGCACCUCUUGAAA